ACGCCUCGCACCGCACGCCAGUCAUUCGCAUCGCGAGCGUUGCCGGUGACGCACGCAACGUCUUUUAAAAGUCCACGCUCUUCCUGUCUCCCGUGAGACGGCGUGCGUUGUCACCAUCCGCGCAUAACAUCGCCGGUGUAAAAAUAAAGCCGGCGACAGACGGCGGUGUCUCGAGUUAAAUUUAAAUGAUAUCGCGGACGUCGUGCCGGUCUCGUCUCGUACGCUCUCCGACAUGAGACUAAGUCGGGGCAUAGUGUGCGAGUGCGCAGGUGUGAGCGCGUGCCCCGACGGCGCUCUCAAUGGCACUUGCACCACUCAGCCCGGCGGGUACUGCUUCGUCACAGUCGAGGAGUUAUACGAUGAAAAUGGCAUUAUGGUACCAGAACGCACCGCCGGCUGCCUGCCGCCGGACGAGUCUGGAUUUAUGCAGUGCAAAAGCUCACAAGUGCCCCAUCAGACCCCUAAGGUAAUAGAAUGCUGCGAAAAAGACCUGUGCAAUCGGCGUCUUCGGCCACAGUUACCAGAACCCCCGCCCGACAUGACGGAUGCUCCAGGUCUACGACCAGCCGCACCCACGAGUCAGACUAUUUUAAUGGCGGCCGCGCUUUGCGUCGCGUUGCUCGCCUUCCUCGCAGCAUUUUGGCUGCUCUUUAGGAAACGUCGCAGGGGGUGCAAGCGACCUCCAUCACCGCCGGCUCCGACACAUCACGCGGAAAUUUCUUCGGGCUCCGGGUCCGGGUUACCUUUGCUCGUGCAGAGGACGGUCGCGAAACAGAUUCAAAUGGUAGAGUCGAUAGGGAAAGGCCGCUACGGUGAGGUCUGGCUGGCGCGCUGGCGCGGUGAGAAAGUCGCCGUCAAGGUGUUUUUCACCACGGAGGAGGCUUCCUGGUUCCGAGAGACUGAAAUUUAUCAGACUGUUCUAAUGCGACACGAAAACAUUCUCGGGUUCAUCGCGGCAGACAUCAAGGGGACCGGCUCGUGGACUCAGAUGCUGCUGAUCACCGACUAUCACGAGAACGGAUCUCUGCACGACUACCUUCAGACGGUGGUGCUCGACACGAACUCGUUGAUGACGAUGGCCUACUCCAUAGUCAGCGGCCUGGCCCACCUGCACAUGGACAUAUUCGGCACGAAAGGGAAACCCGCGAUAGCGCACCGGGACAUCAAGAGCAAAAACAUUCUCGUGAAGAGGAACGGGCAGUGCGCCAUCGCCGACUUCGGGCUCGCCGUGCGGUACGUGGCCGAGCGGAACGAGGUCGACAUCGCGCCCAACACGCGCGUCGGCACGCGCCGCUACAUGGCGCCCGAGGUGCUCGACGAGAAGCUCGACGUCACCAACUUCGAGGCCUUCAAGAUGGCCGACAUGUACUCGCUCGGCCUCGUGCUGUGGGAGAUGUGCCGCCGGUGCGCCACGGGCGACAAGGCGCAGCACGCGGAGCCCUACGCGCUGCCCUACCACGAGCACGUGCCGCCCGACCCGUCGUUCGAGGACAUGCACGGCGUGGUGGUGGCGCGGCGGGUGAGGCCCGCGCGGCCGGCGCGCUGGCGGGUCGAACCCGCGCUGGCCGCCGCCUCCGCGCUCAUGGCGGAGUGCUGGCACCACAACCCGCCCGUGCGGCUCACGGCGCUGCGCGUCAAGAAGACGCUGGCGCGCGCGCGCGCCGAGGGCGCCGUCAAGCUCGUGUAGGGCCCGCGGCGCCGCCCGCUGCGCCGCCCGCCUGCGCGACCUCGCAGUUGCUGCUUUUGUAAUAUUGUUAACUUACGUAUUAUUUAGGGUAAGGAUGGUUUUGUAAAAAAAUUAUUGUCUUCCGUUUCGACGAGCGACUCGCUCGAUGGCAGCUCGGGGCGGUGGUCGUGUUCGUGAAAUGCUCGGUUUCGGCGAUCCGGUCGAGACGAAGUACGCGACGUGAAUUGUGAUAUUUCGACAAUAAGGGAAAUGAUUUUAUUUCAAAUUAUCUCGUGUGAACCGUUCGGAUUCGAAAAAGUCAAGAAAAUGUCUGAAAGUAACAUCGCGUAUUAGUUCGUUUGUACUUAAGGUGAUCAAAAGACUAGGAUCGUGGAAAGUAUUAGCGAUAGACGGUCAAGUGCAGUGUCUUAUAAGAUGCCUUCGAUUAGUAUUAACAUGACGUUUUGUAUCGCGACGCUCUCGGUUUGGAACUCGAUUUCACUCGCAAGAAACAAACGUACUGUGAUAUAAUCACUGUAUAAUAUGUCACUGAGUCGUGAGGUCUUUCAAAAUAGAAUAUCAAAUUUAUGAUUAAAUACAAUGUGCAAUGCAAAUGAAAUAUAAUAAAAAUCUCAAAUCUCAUCGUGUAUUUGUAAUACUUUGUAAAUAAGAAUUAAAGUCACAGAUAAAAAAUAUCCGAAAUCAAAUUCCAAACCAAGUGAUCGCCUGCAUUUAGUGUGCGUGCGCGCCUGUACAGUGUUGUGUAUAUAUAGCGAUAGACUAGUACCUAAUACAUGUUGCUAAUUAAGUUACAAAUAAAAUAUUAAUGGACAAACAA
Molecule: messenger RNA, 2504 nt
Organism: Vanessa tameamea
Lineage: Eukaryota; Metazoa; Arthropoda; Insecta; Lepidoptera; Nymphalidae
Gene: tkv
Product: bone morphogenetic protein receptor type-1B
Exons: 3
Coding region: 233-1687 (484 amino acids)
Biological process (GO): dorsal/ventral pattern formation; cellular response to growth factor stimulus; protein phosphorylation
Cellular component (GO): signaling receptor complex; plasma membrane
Molecular function (GO): ATP binding; SMAD binding; transforming growth factor beta receptor activity, type I
Source: RefSeq, a predicted model, not a curated record